ACUCAAACUUUGCUUCUGGGUUUUCAUUUUUUCCAUCAAAAACAGUGGAUGGUCUUUGUCUUUUUUUGGGUUUCUGAUUUGUCUUGUAUAGAACCACUGUGUAAUUUGAGGUCCCCGUGAGCGUAAAUGGCUCAUAAAGCUUUAUCUGGACAGUUUUUGUCUACUUUUUAGACUUGCAGCCCAUGUGUCUGAUAUAUGUUCUAACUGAUUCAGAAACAAGUUGAAAAGUACUAGGGACAAGUGUUUUUAAUCUUGUAUUUGGUCAGAUUCAUUGGUGUUCUGUUCAGUUGACAUUCUUCACUUGUAGAUAGGAUAGAAGAAAGGAAAAUAAAUCAAUUUUCCAUUUUAGAAUCUCUGUUCAUAGAUCAAGUCAGGCUGUUGUAUUACUCUUAUUUAUGUUCUCUGAAAUGGGUGUUCUUUUGGGUAGGCCAAUUGUUGGGAUCACAUUUCGAAUUUUGAUCAUCUUGGUCUUUUCCGGGAUUUGCUUGGGGGAAGAUGUUCCUGCUAAUUUUGUAUUUGGAGAUUCUUUGGUUGAGGUGGGUAACAAUGACUACAUUGUCUCUCUCUCCAAAGCUGAUUACGCUCCUUUUGGAAUUGAUUUCGGAAAGCCAACAGGACGAUACACAAAUGGAAGAACUAUAGUUGACAUUAUAGGACAAGAAAUAGGUUUGAAAGAUUUUACUCCUCCGUACUUGGCUCCAACGACCACGGGACCUGUGGUUCUGCAGGGUGUCAAUUAUGCUUCUGGUGGAGGUGGAAUUCUAAAUCACACUGGAAAGAUCUUUGUUGGUAGAAUCAACUUGGAUGCGCAGAUGGAUAACUUUGCAAAUACCAGGCAAGACAUAAUCUCAAACAUAGGUGCUCCUGCAGCAUUGAAAAUGUUUGAAAAGGCUCUCUUCUCAAUAACAAUUGGCGCAAAUGAUUUCAUCAACAACUACCUAACACCUGUUGUCUCAGCUCUUGAGCAGAAGUUGGUGCCUCCAGAAACAUUCGUGGACACAUUAAUCUCAAGAUUUAGGUUACAACUUACGAGACUCUACAACAUGGGAGCCAGAAACAUCGUUGUGGCAAAUGUAGGGCCUAUUGGGUGUAUUCCGUAUCAAAGAGAUAUUAAUCCUUCUGCGGGAGAGAGCUGUGUUGCUUUUCCAAAUCAGCUAGCCCAGUUGUUCAAUGCCCAGUUGAAGGACCUUUUAGCAGAGCUCAGUGCAAAUCUCAAGGAAUCAAAAUUUCUGUACGCAAAUGUUUACCGCCUUUUUGAAGAUAUCAUUAAAAAUCACAUAUCAUAUGGUUUUGAGAAUGCAAAUUCUGCAUGCUGUGCCAUCUCUGGGCGCUUUGGAGGUCUGAUUCCUUGUGGUCCUUCAGCGAAAGUUUGUCCAGACAGAUCCAAAUAUGUUUUCUGGGACCCUUACCAUCCAACUGAUGCUGCUAAUGCAAUCAUAGCGAAGCGUCUUACAGACGGUGGCUCUGAUGAUAUUUGGCCAAUGAACAUUCGACGUCUACUUGAAUCUUGAAUUGCUGACUAAAAUGAGAAGGCUUCAGAAGACGAUUCAAGUGAAAUUUCAAAACGGAAGCUGCAUUUUUUUUCUAUUUCUUGAUUAUAGAUGACAAGUUCAAAUACAACAUUUAUGACAAUAAUUUGAAAUCAACAGGGAUAGUCCGUUUGGCUUAACUUAUUAAGAGGAUAAUGGCUCAUAUCUCUCCACUUGCAUGUAGAUUUUAUUUUCCCAUGUAUUUGUUGGGAUUAUCCUCCACUUUGGAAAUUUCUUUAUAUUAAUUACGUAAAAUAAAAAUAAAAAUAAAAAGAGGGAGAAGGAAAUAUAACAUUUUAACCAGGUCCCAAAA
Molecule: messenger RNA, 1842 nt
Organism: Camellia sinensis
Lineage: Eukaryota; Viridiplantae; Streptophyta; Magnoliopsida; Ericales; Theaceae
Product: GDSL esterase/lipase At4g16230
Molecular function (GO): hydrolase activity, acting on ester bonds
Source: RefSeq, a predicted model, not a curated record